Messenger RNA from Fomitopsis serialis, 1782 nucleotides. RefSeq names its product DNA mismatch repair protein MutS. The record is from RefSeq and is a predicted model, not a curated record. Bases 281 to 1549 code for a protein of 422 amino acids. Gene Ontology annotation, molecular function: ATP-dependent DNA damage sensor activity; ATP binding; mismatched DNA binding. NCBI's taxonomy places the organism in Eukaryota, Fungi, Basidiomycota, Agaricomycetes, Polyporales, Fomitopsidaceae. The transcript is spliced from 12 exons. Gene Ontology annotation, cellular component: nucleus. Gene Ontology annotation, biological process: mismatch repair; reciprocal meiotic recombination.
GCUGUUGAAAUGCGUACAUGCAGCACAUCUAUUGGUCGAUUUUCUUCUGUUGUGAUGCUAUCCUGAUUCCUGAAUCCAUUGAACACGGCUUAUUCACAGAACAGCGGUCGUUGAGUACGUUGAGUUGACGUUGAGUCUGUCGGCGUCGACGUCACGUACCACGUGACUUACAGAGUCGCGUCGCGUCGCGAGUCCCGACGCCGACGCCAACAUUCUUAGCUCUUUCCCACAAAUACUCUCUACCGGAACUCUUCUACCUGCUCUCAACUCGCGAUAGAAUAUGUCUGAACAACUGCAGCUCACCACGGCCUGGAACUCAUCUUCCCGCCCAGCAACGGGUAUGUCCCGACCAUGGACCGCUCAGUCACGUACAGGUACUGGACGCCCUCAAACUGCUGUAUCCUCCCGUCAUGAGGCGAGCUACGUGGUGUCUGUGCUCGAAGGUCGAGGUGUCGCCCGGGAAGUCGGUAUUGCUGCCCUCGAGAAGGAUACGGGUAGGGUGUCGUUGAUACAGCUCGCAGAUAGCCCGACCUAUAUCAAGACUUUACAUCAACUCCAUUUGCAUUCACCGUCGCUCAUACUUGUUCCUGAUACGUUCUUGUCGAUGUCGGACGUCUCGUUGGCCUCGGGUGGGAAGAAACCGUCAACGACGUCUGUCCUCGUACAGUGCAUGAUGGAGGAGUUCGACGUACCGAUUGAACCUGUACAGAGGAAGUACUGGAACGAAACUGCCGGUCUCGACUUCAUCACACAACUCAUUGUGGAGGGUGACGAGAGGGCUGGCACGAUCGUCGCAGCUUCCACCAAGUACUAUGCACUCUCCGCAGCCAGUGCGCUGUUCAAGCAUGCUGAAUCAAGGCUUAAUAUACGUUUCGCUUCGGCCUCGUUGCUCAUUCGCUUUGGGCAAGCGGAUGGCACGAUGAUGAUUGAUCCAGAGACAUCUCGUAACUUGGAGCUUGUCGGCAAUAUGUCUAGCAAGAAGUCCACUCACUCACUCUUCGGACUGAUGAACCAUACGUACACGGCAAUGGGGGCUCGGCUGCUACGAGUCAAUAUUCUUGCUCCGAACACUGUGCAAGGAUCGAUUGAAGCGCGUCUGGACGCUGUAGAAGAGCUGGUGCAAAACGAAGAUCGCUUCAAUGAAGUCAAGAAUGCGCUGAAAGCCUUGAACAAGAUGGACUUUGACAAGUUGAUCUGCUCGCUCGCUGCGUCCGAAGCACGGGAAAGCGACACUGCAAAACCAGCAGCGGCUCGUGUAUCACAGAUGCUGAAUCUCCGAAACAUCGUAAAAACCAUGCCUCUUCUGUCUCGAGCCCUAGGAGGCUGCCGUUCUCAGUUACUGAGCGUCAUUGCGGAGAUGGUAUCAGAUGAACGGCUGGCGAAGAUCGAGAGGCUAGUCACGGAUAGCUUAAACGAAGCGGCUACCCCAGCAAAGGCUGGCUUAGGCGCACUGAACGCUCGCGUCUACGCGGUAAAGGCAAAUUGCAACCGUCUCCUAGACGUCGCGCGCGAAACCUACAAGAGAAUUUGGGAGACAUCUUCACCCUGAAUCGAGACUUGUCAGAACGUCACAAUCUUCCGCUCAGUCUGGUCUAUCAGGACACCGGAUUUGUAUUCGCGCUCAAGAAGAACGAACUUGAAGGCGAGCUGCCAAAAGGGUUCAUCAAUGUCACCAUCCAGAAAGGGCGGUGGCUUUUUUCGAGCAUUGAGAUGAAAAAGCGUAAUGCGCGAAUGAAGGACGCUUUGGACGAAUCACUCAUCCUGAGCAACAAGUAUGUUCAU